GAUUGAUUUUAUUUUUGUUUGUGACUUGUGAGUGAGUGAAGUGUUAUAGUUUAUUGUUAAAAGUUUUAUUAUUUUGUUGAAUGAUCUAAAUAUUCAAUGAAUUUGUUAAUAGCACUGUAAUAUAUUUAGUAAAUUUUAUAUAUUUAAAAAAAUGAUUUCUCAAAAAAAGGGUCGUAAAUGGUGCACGUUUGAUUUCGAUGAAAAUGAGCCUCCAAGAAAGAUAAAGGAAAUCCCAAAGCAAUCUGUAAAAGAUGCAUCAGAAGAAACCAUUGAUCUAAAUAAACAUGGGAAAUUGAAAAUUCUUGGCAAUGUUAUUGGGAAAAAUUGGAUGAAAAAUUUUGAUCCUGUUAGAGUAGAAGACCUAGCAGUUCAUAAUAAAAAGGUCCAGGAAGUUGAAGAGUGGUUAAAGUCACACUGUGACCAAAAUCUGAGUGAUAUUUUGUUAUUGACAGGGCCAGUAGGAUGUGGUAAAACAAUAACAGUCAGCACAUUAGCAGCAAAACAUAACAUUAAAGUUACAGAAUGGAUAACACCUCUAGAUAUUGGACUUCCUUCAGAAUAUGGUGAUUUUGAACACAAAGAGAAACAGUCUUCGAAAUUCCUUGAUUUUAUCAUAAAUGCUGCCAACUUCACUUCUUUAUUAGAUAACAACAACAGGAAAUUAGUUUUAGUUGAAGAUUUUCCAAAUACCUUUUUGAGGACACCAUCAGAAUUUUCCGAUAUUUUACAACAAUACAAGCAUAAAGCCCGGUCUCCACUAGUAUUCAUCUGCUCAGAAACACAUACAGAUAACAAGAAUAUUGCAGUUCACCUGUUUACCCCAAGUUUGAAGGAGCAAUGUCACAUUCAACAAAUUGUUUUCAAUGGCAUCUCAAUGACUGGUCUGAAAGGCGCAUUGAAAAGAGUUGCAGGAAUAAUUAGCAAGAAACAUACUGCUGUCUAUAAUAUUCCCACAUCAGAUAUGAUAGACUGUGUUGUUAAUUCCUCUGGAGGGGAUGUGCGUUCAGCAGUAUUAAAUUUACAUUUUGCAUGUCUGAAAGGUUCAAACACUCAUUUAGAGACAAGUAUUUUGGUUGAAAAGGACACUAAAAGUAAAGUAGUGAAAAAGAAAAAGCAAGUCUCUAGUAAGUUUUUAUCUAUAGGCAAGGAUCAAACUGUCAGCAUCUUACAUGGCGUUGGAAGAGUGCUUAACCCAAAAGUUACUGAUGAUAAUGGAACUAAGAAGUUGACACACAAGCCUUCAGAUAUUAUUGAACAAUUUUUAUGCCAACCAAGUUCGUUUGUCAACUUUUUGGAAGAGAACUACUUAACUCAUUUCUCUUGCGCGGACCACGCUGUCAUGGCUGCUACAGCGCUUAGCGACGCAGACUAUUUGUUGGCAGAAUGGAGGGAAAAAAUGUGCCAAGAAUAUGGCUUAUAUACUGUAGUAGCAGGGAUGAUGCUUGCAAAUAAGGCGCCUUUGUCAGCUUGGAAUCCAGUGAGAGGUCCGAAAAAUAUGAGAAUUCAAUAUCCGUCACCUCAUGAAUUAGGACUAGAACCUAAUUUUUUAUACAAAGGAAAAGUAUUAGUUGCAGAUUACCAAACAUAUUGUAAAUUGAUAUCAAGUAAAACUUAAGAAGAACAAGUACUUAUUUAAUAAAAAUAAACAUUUGAAUCUUC
This is a messenger RNA of Plodia interpunctella (Indianmeal moth), 1659 nucleotides long. RefSeq names its product Rad17 (gene Rad17). Gene Ontology annotation, biological process: DNA repair; mitotic DNA replication checkpoint signaling; DNA damage checkpoint signaling. Lineage: Eukaryota; Metazoa; Arthropoda; Insecta; Lepidoptera; Pyralidae. The transcript has 10 exons. Gene Ontology annotation, molecular function: DNA clamp loader activity; chromatin binding. The record is from RefSeq and is a predicted model, not a curated record. Bases 152 to 1615 code for a protein of 487 amino acids.